This is a messenger RNA of Etheostoma spectabile (orangethroat darter), 913 nucleotides long. RefSeq names its product N-acetyltransferase 8-like 2 (gene nat8l2). Lineage: Eukaryota; Metazoa; Chordata; Actinopteri; Perciformes; Percidae. Gene Ontology annotation, molecular function: N-acetyltransferase activity. The record is from RefSeq and is a predicted model, not a curated record.
CUUCUAGUCAUGCAGCUGGUGAUCCGCCGGUACCGUCCCUCAGACAAGGACCCAGUACUCGCCCUGUUCAGCAUCAGCUUCCGGGAGCACAUUGGUCCAUGUUUUCAAAAAGCCAUGACCAGCCCGCUCUACCUGGCCAUCACCCUGGCUCUGGGUGUCACUGGCUACCUGCUGGGCUCCGUGUUAGGGGCUGUGGUGUUACCGGGAGCCUGGGUGGGCCUUGUGUACUUCUGCUGUCAUGAGCAUUAUGCCGGCUUCAUCAGGGAGAAACUCCAGACGGACAUGCAGGAUAUCACUGGGAACUAUCUGAGCAGACCGGAUGACUGUUUCUGGGUGGCAGAGGCUGAAGUUGAUGGGAGGGCCCAGAUCGUAGGUAUGGUGGCUGUAGUGGCCAAACAAAGUGGGAAAGAAAGACAUGGGGAACUGUUCAGGAUGGUCAUCUCAUCAUCGUGCAGACGAGUAGGCCUGGGCUUCAGGAUGGCUCAGACUGUGAUUGACUUCUGUAAGGAACGAGGCUUCUCCAAGGUGGUGCUGAAGACCAGCUCUAUGCAGACCGCUGCUGUGGCCCUGUACACCAAACUGGGGUUCAGCUACGUCCUCUCACACACCGAAACACUGGGUUCUGUUUGGUUUCAAACGAUGGCCAAGGUGUCAAUUUUGAAAAUGGAAAAACACCUAUAGACCUGACAUAAUAAUAAUCUUAAUUAGAUGUUUCAUUUAUAUUCCUCUGUAUCAGUGCUGUAAGCUUUUGCAUCAAUAAUACUUCACUGAAACCUCCAAAAAAAUACAAAGUAUCAACCUUUAAUGGCCCUGUACACCCGCGCAAGAGGAAUGAUCAAAAGUGUUAAUCAAUAUAUUGUGGCUAAAAGAAAAACAUAUCCAACCUCUCAGACUAACAUUUUACCCAGCCCUG